AUGACGAUAUCAGACCUGGUCUUUCUUGGCUUUGUCAAGACGUCUCAGAUGAAGUUUGUGUCUGUGUCCACACAGCCUGGUCCAAGUGCUAGCGCAGGCAUGGCCUUGGCCCAGCGGCAAGUGUCGGUGCAGGAAGGGCCCCUGUACCGCACCGAGGGGUCCCACGUCACGCUGUGGUGCAAGGUGAGCGGCUACCAGGGCCCGGCGGAGCAGAACUUCCAGUGGUCCAUCUACCUGCCCUCGGCCCCUGAGCGGGAGGUGCAGAUCGUCAGCACCGUCGACCCCUCCUUCCCCUACGCCAUCUACACCCAGCGGGUCCGCAGCCGGGGGAUCUUCGUGGAGCGGGUGCAGGGGGACGCCGUCCUGCUGCACAUCACCGAGCUGCAGGACCGGGAUGCUGGGGAGUACGAGUGCCACACGCCCAACACCGACGAGAGGUACUUUGGGAGCUACAGCGCCAAGAUGAACCUCGUGGUCAUCCCCGACUCGCUGCGAGUGACGGCCGUCCCUCAGACACUGAACAAAGUGGAGCGCGACUCCCUGGAGCUGAAGUGCGAAGUGUCCAAGAGCACAGCCCAGCACAGCCACGUCUCCAUCGCCUGGUACCGGCAGCGAGGCAGCGGCGAGGUCAUCUCCCUCAGCCGUGACUUCGUCCUGCGGGCUGGCAACGCCUACGCCCAGCGGCAGGCCACGGGGGACGUCCGCUUGGACAAAGUCGGGGAGACCACCUCAAAGCUCACCAUCUACAACCUCCACCCGGCGGAUCAGGGCGAGUUUUACUGCGAGGCGGCGGAGUGGAUCCAGGACCCGGACAAGUCUUGGUACGCCAUGACCCGCAAGCGUUCCCAGGGCGCCAUUGUCAACGUGCAAGCCACCGAUAAGGAGUUCAGCGUGCGACUGGAGACGGAGAAGCGGACGUACAUCGUGGGUGAGCCGGUGGAGUUUCGGUGCAUCCUGGAGGCGCAGAACGUCCCUGAUCGCUACUUCUCCAUCUCCUGGGCCUUCAACAGCUCCCUCAUCGCCAGCCUGGGGCCCAACGCCGUGCCGGUGCUCAACAACGAGUUUGCCCAGCGUGAGGCCCUGGGCCAGCUCAAGGUAGCCAAAGAAAGCGACAACGUUUUUGUGCUGAAGAUCUACCGCCUCCGCCUUGAGGACAGUGGCAAGUACAACUGCCGGGUGACUGAGCGGGAGAAGACCGUGACAGGGGACUUCAUCGACAAGGAGAGCAAGCGGCCAAAGAACAUCCCCAUCGCUGUCCUGCCGCUCAAGACCAGCAUCUCCUUGGAGAUUAUCAACAACGCCAGCAAUGUCUUGGAGGGGGAGAGCCUGCGCUUUGGCUGCAACGUGCGCUCGGGCUUCGUGCCCCAAAGCCGCCUCUCCUUCGCCUGGCAGCUGGUGGACAAGCUAAACCGGCGCAGUGAAAUUGUGCGUCUGGAUCGGGAGGGCACCCUGCAGCCGGGCCCCUCGUACGCCGAGCGCAGCAGCUAUGGGGGCAUCCAGGUGGAGCAGGUCCGGCCCGGCUCCUUCACCCUGGAGAUCUUCAACAGCGUCAAGGCGGACGAGGGCCACUACGAGUGCCGGGUGGCUGAGUGGACGCGGACGCUGGAUGGGGAGUGGCAGAUGGUUGGGGAGCGGCACGCAGGCACCCCGGUGUCCAUCACUGCUCUGGAGGCCGGCUUUGCUGUCACAGCUAUCUCCCGCACCCCCGGCGUGACCUACAACGAGUCCUUCGACCUCCAGUGCAUCAUCAAGCCCCACUACCCAUCGUGGGUACCGGUGUCGGUGACGUGGCGUUUCCAGCCGGCAGGCAGCACUGAGUUUCAUGACCUGGUCACCUUCACGCGCGACGGCGGGGUCCAGUGGGGCGACAGGUACGCGGGUUUCCGGACCCGCACUGCCAUCGAGAAGGCUGAGUCCAGCAACAACGUGCGCCUGAGCAUCAGCAGGGCGAGCGACACGGAGGCCGGCAAGUAUCAGUGCGUGGCUGAGCUCUGGAGGAAGAACUACAACAGCAGCUGGACGCGGCUGGCAGACAGGACCUCCAACCUGCUGGAAAUCAGGGUCCUGCGGCCGGUGACCAAGCUGCAGGUGAGCAAGUCGAAGCGGAGCAUCACGCUGGUGGAGAACCGUCCCAUCCCCCUCAACUGCUCUGUGAAAUCCCAGACCAGCCCCGACUCGCACUUCGCCGUGCUGUGGUACGUCCACAAGCCCUCCGACGCCGACGGCAAGCUCAUCCUGAAGACCACCCACAGCUCAGCCUUCGAGUACGGCACCUACGCAGAGGAAGAGGGGCUGCGGGGCCGGCUGCAGUUCGAGCGCUCGGCGUCGGGGGGGCUCUUCAGCCUGACGAGACGUGGCGCAGACGGGGGCGGCUACAACUGCCAUGUGGAGGAGUGGCUGCUCAGCCCCAACCACGCCUGGUACAAGCUGGCGGAGGAGGUGUCGGGGCGGACAGAGGUCACCGUCAAGCAGCCAGAUAACCGCCUGCAGGUGAACCAGACCCACAAGAACAUCACAGUGCUGGAGAACCAGUGGGUGACUCUGGAGUGCCUGGUCAGCAGCCGGACCAGCCCCUCAUCCCAGCUCUCGGUGGAGUGGUACGUCUGGCGGGCCUACGACUGCCGUGUGGAGGAGUGGCUUCUCGACCCCAGUGACCGCUGGUACAAGCGGGCAGAGGACCUCUCCGGACUCAUCACCCUCACCGUCAAGCAGCCAGAUCCCACCUUGCAGGUGGACACGGCCACUGCCAACCUCACAGUGCAGGAGAAGGAGUCCUUCCCGCUGGACUGCAGCAUCCUGUCCCGCUCCAGCCCGGACUCCCACUUUGCGGUGACGUGGUACAACCUGCGGGCCAAAGAGGCAGGCGGCCACGCCGAGGAGGAUGAGGAGGAGGAAGAGAGGGAAGCGGUGCUGAGCGUGGGCCCCGAUGCCGUCUUCAGCCCCGAGGCCGGUCGCUGGGAGGGCCGCCUGCGCUUCCAGAGGCUCUCGGCGGUGCUCUUCCUGCAAGCGGGCGGUGCCGACACGGGCAACUACGCGUGCCGCGUGGAGGAGUGGCUGGCUGACCCCAACGGCGUGUGGUACCGGCUGGCGGAGGAGGAGUCGGGGACGGUCGCUGUUCAUGUGCAGGAUGCAGGCUCCACACUGCAGUCCGUCAUCUGCUCCAACGACGCCCUCUUCUACUUUGUGUUCUUCUACCCCUUCCCCAUCUUCGGCAUCUUGAUCAUCACCAUCCUCCUGGUGCGGUUCAAGAGCCGAAACUCCAGCAAGAACUCGGAGGGCAAGAACGGAGUCCCCUUGCUGUGGAUCAAAGAGCCUCACCUCAACUACUCUCCCACUUGCCUAGAGCCGCCAGUCCUCAGCAUCCACCCAGGAACCAUAGACUAA
Opisthocomus hoazin is the source of this 3384-nucleotide messenger RNA. NCBI's taxonomy places the organism in Eukaryota, Metazoa, Chordata, Aves, Opisthocomiformes, Opisthocomidae. The record is from RefSeq and is a predicted model, not a curated record.